Messenger RNA from Rhododendron vialii, 3605 nucleotides. RefSeq names its product probable ubiquitin conjugation factor E4. The record is from RefSeq and is a predicted model, not a curated record. Gene Ontology annotation, biological process: protein polyubiquitination. The transcript is spliced from 16 exons. Bases 272 to 3349 code for a protein of 1025 amino acids. Gene Ontology annotation, molecular function: ubiquitin-ubiquitin ligase activity. Gene Ontology annotation, cellular component: cytoplasm; nucleus; ubiquitin ligase complex. Lineage: Eukaryota; Viridiplantae; Streptophyta; Magnoliopsida; Ericales; Ericaceae.
UAUAAUUCCAAAGUCUCCACAGUUACCCUCAAAACCCAAGGUCCAAGGAUCUGGUUCCUCUCUCUCUCUCUCUAACCGCAGUCCAUACGCACGAUGAGUCCACCACUCUCCUCUCUCCUCCAGCGAUGUUGUUUCAAAAGCCCACGCCCUGAAUCUCCCUAAAACAUCUCUCCAAACCCCUUAACUUAUAUCCAAUUGAUCCCCUUCAUCUGUACAUAACCUGUAUCCUUAUCCGCUCCGUCAAGGCACAGGCUUUUUAAUUCCUAUAUCCAUGGCGAGUCAAAAACCCCAAAGGUCUCCGGCCGAAAUCGAGGACAUCAUCCUCAAAAGGAUCUUCCUUGUAACCCUAAUUGACUCGAUGGAGAGCGACUCGAGAAUAGUCUACCUGGAGAUGACGGCGGCCGAAAUCCUCAGCGAGGGCAGGGAGCUGAGGCUCUCACGCGAUCUCAUGGAAAGGGUUUUGAUCGAUCGGCUUUCUGGUAAUUUCGCGUCCGCCGAGCCUCCGUUUAAUUACCUAGUCGGUUGUUAUCGACGCGCUUGCGAUGAAGGGAAAAAAAUUGCUAAUAUGAAAGAUAAGGCGGUUAGGUCUGAGAUGGAGUCGGUUAUUAGACAAGCUAAGAAACUGGCUGUUAAUUAUUGUAGGAUACAUUUAGGGAAUAAUGAUAUGUUUCCCAAUUGGGCUGUAACUAACUCGAACGUGUCGCCGUUGUUGCCAUUGAUUUUCGCUGAGGUUUCGAGCUCGGUUGACAGGUUCGGAGGGGGGAGUAGUAGUGGUAGUGGUGGUGGUGGGGUUAGUUGUCCGCCGGGGUUUUUGGAGGAGUUUUUUAAGGAUUCGGAUUUUGAUAGUUUGGACUCAAUUUUGAAGCAGUUGUUUGAGGACUUGAGAGGGAAUGUGCUCAAGGUGUCUGCUCUAGGGAAUUUCCAGCACCCUCUCAGGGCUUUGUUGCUUUUGGUUAGUUUUCCAGUCGGUGCAAAGUGUUUGGUGAACCAUCUUUGGUGGAUACCAAAGGGUGCGUAUUUGAACGGGCGCGUGAUUGAGAUGACGAGCAUUUUGGGGCCCUUUUUUCAUGUCAGUGCUCUUCCCGAUCAUGCCAUGUUCAAAAGUCAGCCUGAUGUGGGCCAGCAGUGCUUCUCAGAAGCAUCAACCCGUCGUCCGGCAGAUUUGUUAUCUUCGUUCACUACAAUCAAAACUGUCAUGAAUAACCUGUAUGAUGGCUUGUCAGAAGUUCUUCUCUGUCUUCUUAAAAAUGCUGAAACUCGUGAAAAUGUUCUUGAGUAUCUUGGAGAGGUGAUAAAUAAAAAUUCAUCAAGGGCCCAUAUGCAGGUUGAUCCAAUAGCUUGUGCAAGUUCUGGCAUGUUUGUCAGUCUAAGUGCUGUUAUGCUUCGGCUAUGUGAGCCAUUUCUAGAUGCAAAUUUUACAAAGAGGGACAAAAUUGAUCCUGGAUAUGUAUUUUACAGUACGCGGUUGGAUUUAAGAGGACUGACUGCUUUACAUGCAUCAUCGGAAGAAGUUGCUGAAUGGUUAGGCCAAGAAAAUGCUGGGAAAGCUGAUGUCUCUAAACAACACGAUGCAGAAAAUAGGUUGUUACAGUCUCAAGAAGCUACCAGUUCUGGAAGUAACGUUGGUGGGCCUGUCCUCCACAAUAAGCCAUUCUCCAGCAGUUGUGGAAAAACUAAAUACACAUUUAUUUGUGAAUGUUUCUUUAUGACUGCAAGGGCGCUAAACUUGGGUCUCUUGAAAGCAUUUUCCGACUUUAAGCAUCUUGUUCAGGAUAUCUCAAGAUGCGAAGAUACUCUCUCCUCUUUUAAAUCCAUGCAAGGGCAAGCACCUUCCCAGCAGCUGGAGCUGGAUAUAGCUCGCCUUGAGAAAGAAAUUGAGUUAUAUUCGCAGGAAAAGCUAUGUUAUGAAGCUCAGAUACUUAGGGAUGGGGAACUUCUUCAGCGUGCAUUGUCUUUCUACCGGUUGUUGGUGGUUUGGUUGGUCGGUCUGGUUGGUGGUUUCAAAAUGCCUCUACCUUCGACUUGCCCAAUGGAAUUUGCAUGCAUGCCGGAGCACUUAGUGGAAGAUGCCAUGGAAUUGCUUAUUUUUGCUUCUAGGAUUCCUAAAGCUUUAGAUGGUGUCGUACUGGAUGACUUUAUGAACUUUAUUAUCAUGUUCAUGGGAAGUCCAGAUUUCAUCAGAAAUCCAUAUUUAAGAGCAAAAAUGGUUGAAGUACUGAAUUGUUGGAUGCCUCGUAGAAGUGGCUCAUCUGUCACGGCUUCACUAUUUGAAGGGCACCAACUGUCUCUAGAGUAUCUUGUGAGGAAUCUUCUGAAGCUUUAUGUUGACAUCGAGUUCACAGGUUCACACACGCAGUUCUAUGACAAGUUCAACAUCCGCCACAAUAUUGCGGAACUUCUCGAAUACUUAUGGCAGGUUCCUAGUCACCGCAAUGCAUGGAGACAGAUUGCUAGAGAAGAAGAGAAGGGCGUGUACUUGAACUUCUUAAACUUCCUAAUCAACGAUAGCAUCUAUCUUCUCGACGAAAGUCUAAACAAAAUUCUUGAAAUGAAAGAAUUGGAAGCGGAGAUGUCUAACACAACAGAAUGGGAGCGAAGACCGGCCCAAGAGAGGCAGGAGAGAACCCGAUUGUUCCACUCCCAGGAAAAUAUCAUUCGCAUUGAUAUGAAGUUGGCAAAUGAAGAUGUGACCAUGCUAGCAUUUACUUCAGAGCAGAUUACAGCUCCUUUCCUACUACCCGAGAUGGUUGAAAGAGUGGCCAGCAUGCUCAAUUACUUCUUGCUUCAACUUGUGGGCCCCCAAAGGAAAUCUCUUAGUUUGAAAGAUCCUGAAAAGUAUGAAUUCCGUCCAAAGCUGUUGCUUAAGCAGAUUGUCAACAUUUAUGUUCAUCUGGCAAGGGGGGACAAAGAAAAUAUUUUCCCAGCUGCCAUCACCAAGGAUGGUCGAUCAUACAAUGAGCAGUUGUUCAGUGCUGCAGCAGACGUCCUCCAAAGAAUAGGUGAAGAUCCAAGGAUUAUACACGAGUUUAUUGAGCUUGGUGCGAGAGCCAAAGUUGCAGCUUCUGAGGCAUUGGAUGCUGAAGCUACUCUUGGAGAGAUACCUGAUGAGUUCCUGGACCCUAUUCAGUACACCUUAAUGAAGGAUCCAGUGAUUUUACCAUCUUCCAGAAUAACAGUUGAUCGCCCUGUUAUUCAGCGGCAUCUUCUUAGCGAUAGUACGGACCCUUUCAACCGUUCUCAUCUAACCUCGGAGAUGCUGAUUCCUGACACUGAGCUUAAGGUGAAGAUUGAAGAGUUCAUUAGGUCACAAGGAUUAAAGAAGCACACUGUAAGUUCAGAAAUGAAUUAGUUUAAAGAGCAGUUGUCACAUUUCCCAAUUUGCAGAUUCAUUUCAGUUUGUAUUUGGUGAUCGCGGGGAAACAGAACAAACAAAAAGAGAAUUAGGGUUCGUAUAUUUUGUAAUUCCUCCUGUACUGAAAUGGAUUUUAUGCGAAAUAGCCCUGUUUUUUUAUUUAUUUAUUUGUACAUUAAUGGUUUAUGGAAUUCAAACAUAUUGGAAUAUUAAUGUUUCUGAAGAGUGAAAAGAGGAACAUUGCUUGUUUUGA